UUAUAUUAUUUCCAAAAAUUCUUUGCGGACGAAGUCGCGUCAAUAAUAUUCUUUACUUGUACUGUACAGUAAACGUCAUAUCACUAAUACAAAUUAAACGAAAAACGAACCUUACACCAAUGAACAUAAAUAAGGUCGUCAAUACAAGAUGUCAUAUUACUGCAGUGGUGUAGACUGUACUAAAAUCAUAUGUUUUACAUUAGUGCCCCGGCAGGCCGCCAACCACCACCCUAGGUACCCACAUAUAAAUCCUCUGUGGAGUUUCACUCGCUACAUUCGAUACUCAGCCUUCGAAACGAGUGUAUCAUUCGAUUUUUUUAAACUAAAUCGAUUAAGAAUCGAGUGAUCGUGUGCAGGUGUCUUAGUUAGAAUCUGUGUUCUCAUUUCAAAUAUUUCGAAAAUGGCCUUUAAGUUGGUGAUCGUAGCUCUAGCUAUAGUGGCGUGCACACAUGGCCGUAUGUACUACAACGUGCGUCCAGUAAGACUGGUUCACGACUUGCAGCCGGCAGCGACCAUCGUACACGCCGCCGAGCCUAAACACGCUUAUGAACAUCAUCACAUAUCCGAAGAUGAACACGUUGAUUAUUACGCCUACCCGAAAUACGUGUUCAAAUACGGCGUGAACGACUUCCACAGCGGUGACAUCAAGACUCACCAUGAGAGCCGCGAUGGCGAUGUCGUCAAAGGUCAAUACACGGUGGUUGAACCCGACGGCUCUAUCCGUACAGUCGACUACACCGCUGACAAGCACAACGGCUUCAACGCGGUUGUACACAAGACAGCACCCAUAUCGGCUCACGAAGCUGCUCAUCUUCACCACUAAGUCAAUACCGAAUGGUAAAAGGCUGUAAGAAUUUUAAUCGAAAAUGUGAGUUCCCACACAGACGAUGG
Messenger RNA from Trichoplusia ni (cabbage looper), 891 nucleotides. RefSeq names its product cuticle protein 19-like. Bases 401 to 823 code for a protein of 140 amino acids. Lineage: Eukaryota; Metazoa; Arthropoda; Insecta; Lepidoptera; Noctuidae. The transcript is spliced from 4 exons. The record is from RefSeq and is a predicted model, not a curated record. Gene Ontology annotation, cellular component: extracellular matrix.